This is a messenger RNA of Pelecanus crispus (Dalmatian pelican), 635 nucleotides long. Lineage: Eukaryota; Metazoa; Chordata; Aves; Pelecaniformes; Pelecanidae. The record is from RefSeq and is a predicted model, not a curated record.
UGCUGUGAUCUGGGAUUCCACGCCAGCCUCGCUCGGACGUUCAGGACGUACCUGUCUGCCGAGUACAACCUGGAAACCUCGCGCCACGAGGGCCUGGACAUCAUCGAGAACGCCGUGGACAACCUGGAUGCACGGAGCGACAAGCACACCAUCAUGGACAUGUGCAACCAGGUCUUCUGCCCUCCGCUGAAGUUCGAGUUCCAGCCUCACAUGGGGGACGAGGUGUGUCAGGUCAGUGCCCAGCAGCCCGUGCAGACCGAGUUGCUGAUGCGGUACCACCAGCUGCAGUCACGACUAGCCACCCUCAAGAUAGAGAAUGAAGAGGUACGAAAAACUCUGGAUGCCACAAUGCAGACUUUGCAGGACAUGCUGACGGUGGAAGAUUUUGACGUUUCUGAUGCCUUCCAGCAUAGUCGCUCCACUGAGUCGGUCAAAUCAGCCGCAUCAGAGACCUACAUGAGUAAAAUAAACAUCGCCAAGAGGAGAGCCAACCAACAGGAAACCGAAAUGUUCUAUUUUACAAAAUUUAAAGAGUAUCUGAAUGGCAGUAACCUUAUCACAAAGCUCCAGGCUAAACACGACUUGCUGAAGCAGACCCUUGGAGAAGGUGAAAGAGCCGAAUGCGGAACAACCAG